Molecule: messenger RNA, 915 nt
Organism: Bacidia gigantensis
Lineage: Eukaryota; Fungi; Ascomycota; Lecanoromycetes; Lecanorales; Ramalinaceae
Exons: 4
Coding region: 1-915 (304 amino acids)
Biological process (GO): carbohydrate transport; transmembrane transport
Cellular component (GO): membrane
Molecular function (GO): carbohydrate:proton symporter activity
Source: RefSeq, a predicted model, not a curated record
AUGGUUAGAGGCAAUAUCAGGGGUAGUGCUGCCCGUGGCGGUAUUGCAGCAUGCUGUGGCCUUGCCUUCCUACUGUUUGGCUAUGACCAGGGCGUUUUGGGCGCCGUAAUUGGUCUGGACUCUUUCCGAAAGGAGUUCGAUGAUCCAAAUCGUAACCUUGAGGGAAUCAUUGCUGCCAUCUACGAUAUUGGAUGUUUCGUCGGCGCCAUAGUCGCCUUCUUGACAGCAGACUAUUUUGGUCGCAAGGGAAGUAUCACCCUUGGCACCUGGAUCAUGGUCGUUGGGACUAUCUUGCAAACUGCGUCUUUCGAGAAGAUCCAAAUGAUUAUCUCCCGUAUCAUCACUGGUAUUGGCAACGGCAUGAACACGGCUAUGCUGGUCAUUCAAAGUGCGCUCAUCGCCUUUGGGCAUCCACUUAGUACUUUCAUGGGCCUUGCGAGCCGUCAAGCCGAACCCUCGUCUUUUGGCUGGCGCUGGCCUAUUGCCUUUCAGGGUGUUUUCAUUGCUGCAAUCUUGAUGUUUCUACCAUUCCUUCCUGAAUCCCCCCGAUGGCUAGUCCAUAAAGGCAGGAUAGAGGAAGCGACGGACGUUUUCGCUCGUCUCGCUGGCAAGAACUCUACUAUCAAUGAUCCUGACGUUGUUCGUGAGCGCGAUGAUAUUGUCGCGUCUGUUGAGGAGGAAAAGAAACUAGGUGAAGCUACCUGGAGUGAGGUCUUCACUGAAGGCAAGAACAGAAACAUUAGCCGCGUCCUACUUGGAGCUGGACCUUAUAUGAUGAACCAAUGGUCUGGUAUCAAUUGCUUGGCAUACUUUCUUCCUAUCACGUUUGAGCGUAAUAUUCAUCUCUCGGUAGAGCUCUCGCUCAUCCUUGCCGGCGUCUUGGGUAUCCAGUACUUUGCCUUGUCAUGGCUGUAA